GUACACACGCGCUUUCGUUCUCCUGCGUCGUUUAUUAUUUCGUACGUAUGUCACCUGUUCGGUAACGUCGUCACGCUGUAUUGUAUUAGCGAUAAAUAUUCGUUGGUAACUCAAAAUAUCAUUCAAAAGUGAUAUGAUAAGAGAUGAUAACUGUCACAUCGUAUCGACGUGAUUUAAAGUCUCUCCUAUGGGCCCGGAUGUCACAGUGUGUGAUACCGAUUGAUAUCUAUUGUUAUUUCGCUGAAAGUUUUUCUAACGCCAUAUUCAAACAUCGACAAAUGUAAAUAUCGCUAGUACAAUAGAGGAUACUACAGCACAAGGACAAUUCUGUGAGACAAUUCCGUGGGAGAUAUUGACGAAUACAAUACUGGCGAACUCCAGUGUGCUGUCGUGAUCGAUGUCGCGGCGCUCUUUCCGUGAACGAGUGUCGGCGGAUGACGCAUUAUCUCGCGCGGGCAGUGCGUUUUUCUCAGCGGAAUCGAAGCUACGUGUCCUUGGAUACCUCUGAUUUGCCCGGGACAUUUCACGUGACUGUAAUAAAACGCACGAAUUAUCGAUAUAUAAUAUCAACGUGCGAAAUAGAACGAAAGACCGCUGUGACGUCAGAAGAGACGUUUCAGCAAACCAGUGAAUCACGAACUCCGGAUAUCGCGUGGACGAUUCCGGGAAUCGCGCAAUCGAGAUUUAACAUCAACUCGCAGGAUAAAUAUCGACGAUAUAGCGCAUAUCGCGCUCGUACGCCCGGGUAAUGAGAGACGGCGAAAAUGAGGAUAGACCUGGCAGCAGAAGUUGAAGUGACGACGGAAGACAGCAGCUCGCCCGCCGCAGUGGACAGCAUGGACACGGACGAUCAUGACGGAGUUGAGGCGGAGUUAACGAGUCUCUCCUGGCUGCAAUCUUUGGAUAUCACCAGCGCGUCGAGUUUGCCGACGCCGCCUUGCUCACCGUCUCCGCCGCCAGUCGCUCGUCAUCCCCCGAAAAAGCUCUCGCCCUUGGCCAAAGCCGAAUUAGAUCUUGCGGAAAACGCUGAAAAGUAUCGAACAGACCCCGAUGCGAAACCGCCGUUCUCCUACGCCACUAUCAUAUGUCUUGCAAUGCGCGCGAACAACAACAAAGUCUCCCUUUCCAGUAUCUACGCGUGGAUCCGUGAGAAUUUCCUGUUCUACAAAUACGCCGAUCCGGCCUGGCAGAACUCGAUUCGGCACAAUCUCUCAUUGAACAAGUGUUUCGUCAAGUUGCCGCGCUCCAAAGACGAGCCGGGCAAGGGCGGCUUCUGGAAACUGGAGAUCGAGCGUAUGGAGGAGGGCAAACGACCCAGACGUCGUUCCGCGAUAUCACAGCGAGUUCGCGGCUCAAAGAACUGGCAGUCCCCGUCCGCGACAACAACGGCAGCAACAACGACGACGGCGGCAACAACAACGCUCAACGCUCUCCACAACAGCUGCACGCCGCCCACCAGCUGCUUGUCAACCCUGUAUGAAACUCCGCCCAGCAGUGUGUCGCCUCCGAUUCCGGACACGCUGUCCGAGGUGCCGGAAUCGACGCAAGUGAGCUUAAGUGAGGAUGAUCUUACGGGUUUGCUGAUUGCCACUGCUGGAUGGGAUGAGAAUCAGCUGGACCUACUCGACUCCCUGCUGGACACCCUCUAAACUCCAGACUCUCGGCGACUCUCGCGAAACAUCUCAGGAAUCCAUUGGCUCUCUCCGAGCGGAACGGACGUUCUCAGGUCUGUGCGUAGCCCUCGGCUUCCUGUUCCAUUCGAUCGAACACGAGUAACAGCGUUCUACAGGAACCUCGACUCGGCUCGACCUGAAACGAACCGAACUGUUAUCUCUGUUGUAUUUCGCACAAGAACAUUCUGUUCCACGUGGCAAAGCAGCAGCGUUAUCGCGACAAAAUUAACACAACGCGAGCGGGUAACCAUUCUUAAAUGCAAAACUUGUAACUCUUCAAUGUCUAUGUCUUUAAAAAAGAGUCAAAUAUCGAUUGAAGCUUGAUUAAUAUGUGACGACAGAAAGAGUCGAGAAAACGAUAUUAACGUUAAGGGAGACAAGGCAGAGGAGGGAAGAACGUGCAUCCUCUACCUUAACUGCAAAUAUGACACACACACACACAUACAUACAUAUAUAUGUACAUAUAUAUAUAUAUGUGUGUAUAUAUAUAAUGAAUGACUAAUAAUAAGCGUUGUGAUUUCAACGUCUAGCGAAAUCGUCUUAAUGGCCGUCUAACGUUAAAACGUAUUAAAAAAACGAGCAUUAUAAGGUGUGAAAACUGUUGCUAAUGAAACGGCUGAUGGUGGCAAGAUAUAAUAUAAACGAUUCGCGUUUGAAGUAUUACUAGAUUAUGCCGCGAAGUACUCAUCGAGUAUACCCCGGCGACAUUACGCGAUGAGGAAUAUCUGCGCGCAUUUAACGUAUUUGCACACUAGUGAUCUCAUUGUCGGAAGUGCGAAACGUUCUUCUUUUGUUUCGCAAUUUUUCUCUAGAUAGAAUCUUCUUUACUUUUCUCUGUUUCCUUAACUCUCACUUGCGCCACGUAGUUUCAAUAAUCUCAUUUGACUUCUUGAUAACCGAGCUUUCCUUUUUACUUUUCUUUUUCAGGGAUACUUAUUCGCACCGAUAUUCCUCCUCGCCGAGGAUGAUCGUACUCUUCGCGGCGAAACGAUUCACGCAUCGUGCCUUCAAAUAAUUAGCGAGUGUCCCUUGUAUUAAUUCUUAAGCAACGCGCCAGUCAGUCCAUGUGUGCCAGAUCGAUCGAUUAGCGCGCGAUGCGUACGAUAUUUUCUAUCCGUCGUGUUCCAACGUUCAUUUCAGCAACGAUCCCCUCCUCCCCGCUCCCCUUCUAUUUUUACAUCGCGUACAAAGAAAGAGAGGAUGUAUAUACAUAACGGUGGCGUUUCGGAAGAGAUACACCGCGUCGAUCGAUUGUGUCGAUGUAUUUUACACACGAUGUACGCGAUAUAUACAUCGAGCAGAACAUGACCGUUCCACAUAACACAACGUCUAAAAUCAGGGCAUAAGACGUCUCAGAGACGUCUUAAAGAUGUCUCAGAGACGUCUUAUAUUCCGAGGCUUAAGAGACAUCUUAUACCCCGAUUUUAAACGUUACGUUGCGUGGAAUAGCACACACGACUUCUCUAUUUUAUUAUCCCUGUGUCGCUUCAACGAUUAGAAGUGAUUAUAUUAUUACCAUUACAUUUACUAUUAUUGCUAUUAAUUAUUAUAAUUACCAUUAAUUAUUAUCGUGAUUAUAGCGAUAUGUUAUUUCGUUGUAUGAACCGUAGGUGCAGCGUAGAAAUAUGCGUUAGAUUCCUACACUGUUAUGUACGGGGUGUCUUGAGAAAUAUCCUUCUCCUCCUCGAGGAAACGCAUUGUCAUAAUUACCUGGAAUUGAAAAGAAAACAGGUUUCUGCGCAUGUAAGACUUCGUUUCAAGGCAUGCCGCAAAUAUGGCGGAACAGAACGAUCGUCGGAAUUCCUUCAAACGCUCGGGAUAAAUUGCCGAUAAUAAUUGCCCGAUCGCAAUCGAAAAUGUGAAAGAUUGAAUUUGCAACUGCGUAUAAAGACGUAUGAGACACUCAAUUUGCGAUAUUUUGAACGACACGCCGCACAUACCUUUCGCGUUUUACUGUCGACGUGUAAUUAUUACACGAUAACAUUAGAGUACACUCGUUUGUGAGGCGAUUUGAACACAUUUUUUUUAUGAAGUUAGGAGCGCAUCAAGUAAUCACAAUUGCAAGCCACUGCUUACGGGUUUGCAUGGGAUAAUUUCAGACAGCGUGAACUUCUAAAAAAAGACGUUCAAUUUUUAUUUAAACGUAUUUUACAUAUCUUUCUGAUGUCUUUUUGAAGUUUGAGCUGUCUGGUAAUUGCUUAUGAGAGCACUGAAGUGACAGCAUACAGCAUUAAUAUUGGGACUCUAUUAUAUUUUUAUCUAAUGAACAAAAAUAUAAUAAAGAUACUAGAUUUUUCUUAAAUAUUUCUCACAUGCUAAGAAAAAAGAACUUGAAAAUUUAUUUGUUGGACAUUAGUUUAUUUACAAAAAUAAAUUUUAUAUCCUACAAACAUAUUUUCAAGCAUUUUCCUCUCAGUGUAUAUUCUCACUUCGACUCUUAUUACAACAGAUUGCUAUGCAGGCUCAUGAAUAGUGACUUACAAUUUACGUUUUGCAAACUGUCAGAAGCGAUAUUAGUACGCCAGUGUGUGAUAUAAUAAUUAAUCGUAUAGCCGAAUCGGCGUGUCAAUUCCCACGUUCUAAUUUACGCUUCUUCUUCAGAGUCCGUCCGAAUUCAUCCGUCCACAGUGAGGUUUCGUAGCAUGCAUAUGCGGCAAGUGAGACAAUCGCUUUCCACGCAUCCGUCCGAAGUAAACCUGAUUGUACAUUACAUACGUUAGUAAAAGGAAAGUGUGCGGAUCCAAGUUCGAUUGUCGCGACUUGAGAAGAAAAAAAAAGGAAAGCGAAAACAACAAACAGAACCAACAAUUGAUAUAAUCGAUUAAAUCGCGCAUAUAUUGAGCGCGAUUCCCGAGUAAAGUGGAUAUGUGCCUUUCGAAGUAAGACUAAAUAAUUGUUUUUCCUCUUCUAUCUAAUUAUUUAUCCAUGAUACUAUAAGGGCUCAGUGCAACGUGUGGUUGUCUCCAUGAUUUGUAUCCAUAUAAUUUAACAUGUAACUUUAUCAGAUAUAACAAAUAAAUAUCGAAGAACGUCACUUUAA
Messenger RNA from Odontomachus brunneus, 4713 nucleotides. RefSeq names its product forkhead box protein J1-B-like. The coding region runs from base 765 to 1649 and encodes 294 amino acids. Gene Ontology annotation, biological process: regulation of transcription by RNA polymerase II. Gene Ontology annotation, molecular function: DNA-binding transcription factor activity, RNA polymerase II-specific; RNA polymerase II cis-regulatory region sequence-specific DNA binding. NCBI's taxonomy places the organism in Eukaryota, Metazoa, Arthropoda, Insecta, Hymenoptera, Formicidae. The record is from RefSeq and is a predicted model, not a curated record. The transcript has 4 exons.